This is a messenger RNA of Culex pipiens pallens (northern house mosquito), 5217 nucleotides long. RefSeq lists its product as uncharacterized. Gene Ontology annotation, molecular function: protein binding. Bases 2265 to 4754 code for a protein of 829 amino acids. Lineage: Eukaryota; Metazoa; Arthropoda; Insecta; Diptera; Culicidae. The record is from RefSeq and is a predicted model, not a curated record. The transcript is spliced from 3 exons.
GCCAAACUUAGAGAGCAAGAGAGCAAACUCCGAGUAAAAACUCCGGCGCGGUCGUUCCGUCCGCGGGGCCGCGACCAGUCUUCUAGCGUCACUCGGAUACGACGCCAACGUGUCUCAACGGUCGUCCAGCAGAAGCAGCAGCGGCGCAGCACUAGUCUGGAAUCUGCCUGCUUGCUCCUCCGCUGCCGUGGUUAACCGUGAAUUUGCGUGCGGUAAGAGUGAGGAAAAUUGUGCGGAAAAUCGCGGAAAAGUUCGGAAAAAGGGAUUGCCGAGUUCGUGUGAGGAAAAUUCGCAUUGGCCACGUGGGAAUAUCGCGUCCCAAAGCGUCAAAACAGCAGGCAGGCAAAAGCGCCCAGCAUCCUUCGAUUUUUUUUUCUUUGCUCUUAUUUUGGGGGGGCAGUGUUUUGGUGUGUGCGAGAGUGCGGCAAGGAAAACAGAAAACAGCAGGAAAAAUCAAUCUCUGGGCGUUGUAUCGAAAAAGGGAAAAAAUCCUGAAGCGCUUUUCCAGCCUCCCACCACCACCGCCACCGGAAAGGGAGUGGGAGCUGAGUAGUGAUUUAUCAACCAAUUUGCGUGCUGUAACACGUGCCCAAUUGUGGUGGGGAGCUUUAAAAACAAAUUCACGAGUUUGAGGUUUCGUGUGCUGCAACCGACAGGAUCGGCCAUUCGUGAGUGAGAGUGUUUGUUUGUUUUUCCAACCGUCCCUCCGUCCCACCCCCGCGAGAUGUGACGGUGUGAGAGGGCGUCCAGCAUCCAAGGAAACAAAAAAAAAUCACGCAAAAAUUGUUCGAAAAUUGUGAGAGGCAAAUUUCAAAGAGAAAUCAAAUAAUUCACGGUUGAGAAAAUUUUCGCACGCACACACACGUUUGAUGUUUGAUGGUUUUCCCGGAAAUGUGUGUUGUUUUUGUUGCCGUGCUCGGUGAGUCGGUAUCGAUUUGGGCAGAGCCGUUGCAAAAAGAUCCUUAAAAACAGCAGCGAAACAAAAAGAAAAGGAAAAAAGCCGACAGGCUCGUGCUUCUUUUAUGGGUGUUGUUUUCCACGUGGUGACCGAGCUGGUGUGAGUGAUUGUGAGCUGGUGCAACAGUGAAGGGAGUGAUAACUAUAAAAUAAAACCGUGAAAAUCGUGUCAUUGACAUGGUCGUAAAACACCUUGAACGACAAAAAUAAAGAGGGAUUCAUCAUCAGCGGAGCAUCGAAUGGGUUGAAGAAGUAAAAUCAAAGUACGGGAAAUAAUCUAUUGGAAAGCGGAUUACAAAGACUCGUAAAUUGGAACGUGAAUUAAAGGAUAGCUGGGUUGAGAGCUUCACGCAACUCUUUUUAUACCAGGAUAACGCAGGCUCCAAGCAUACAAAAAGUGCAACCCGGACGCGGCCAUCUGCAGUCGCAUCAUCAUCACCACCGCCUGCAGGUCGGUCCUGCGAUUCUACACCGCCAAGCCCGGGAAGAAACGCUCGUUAUCGCGCCCCAGCAGCUUGACAUUUUGUAGUGUCUCCUGGCCAACGCCUAACCCGGAGAAAGAAAAAAAAAAGAUUAUGACUCUGGAUGAGAAUCUGCUCGCCGGGCUAGUUCCAGUCUCGACAUGACUUCGCGAUGAAGAUCUGGCCGCAAGGACUGGGCGGACGUGUCACCUCGGCUGGAAAUUAAGUGUGUGCAGGAGCAGCAGGUCGUCCAGAACGUGAGCGGGGUGUGGAAAAUGUGGAAAUGAAAGACAAAUAACUUUUGAACGAGCACCUCGACGGCGCGGCGAAAAACUGCAGUGUUGCAGGCGGGCCUUGGAAGAAGGAAGGAAGAAAAAGUGUUCAUAGAUUAGUGUUUUAUGUCUGAGGAGAUUGAGUGCAGGGUUUGGUGUGGAAAGUGGUGCGGUUGAAUGAAAAACUCAAUUUCCGCAGUGAAGUCAAGCGAGAAAAAAGAAGAGUUACCAGAACUUUGUUAUAAGCCCACGGGAAGAAGAAAAAACGCGCGAGAAAACGAGUACAAAGAAAUAACAUUCAAUUUAAAUAUUCUUCGACGGAGAAAUCCAAUUUGUAGUCGGUUUCCGUGGGAGAAAAAAAAAUAAUCGAGAGAAGAAAUGAAAGUGAAUUGGGUGGAAUAAAAGUGGUGGCCGGGAAAUAAGAUCCAAUUUGAAAUCGAGAGUGUUCGACGAAGGGAAGCAGCAGCACAGCACAGCAGGUUGGAAGAAAAUGAAAAGCCCAAUUAGUGAGGCACUGUCGAAGUUGAAGAGUUGAAGUUCGAAGAAGUGGUGGCAAUUCAAACAGGGAGGAAAGAUGUGGUUCACCUUGGUGAUUCUGGGCACACUGUUCAACACGAUGCGCCUGGUGACCGGAGUGGACGGGUGCCCGUCGGAGGUGUGCGUGUGCAAGUGGAAAGGUGGCAAGCAGACGGUGGAGUGUGGAGGGAGAAUGCUGAGCCGGAUACCGGAGGGGAUGGACCCCGGCACGCAGGUGUUGAACUUUUCCGGAAACGGACUGACGAUACUGCAGAGUGAGCGGUUCAAGAAGAUGGAUUUGAUCAACCUGCAAAAGAUCUACAUGGCCCGGAAUCAGCUGAUCAAGAUUCAUGACCGGGCGUUCCGAGGACUCACCAAUCUAGUGGAGUUGGACCUGUCGGAGAACAUGCUGCCGGUUGUGCCGACGGAAACCUUCGCAGACUAUCCGGCGUUGAUGCGGCUAACGCUAAGCGGAAACCCCAUCCGAACCUUGCGUACCAACGCCUUCAAACAUCUUUCCUUCUUGACCACCCUGGAGUUGAGCAACUGCCAGAUCGAGAUGGUCGAGGACGAGGCUUUCAUCGGGAUGGAUAACCUGGAGUGGCUCCGGCUGGACGGGAAUCGUAUCACCACCAUCCAAGGGAACCACGUACUCCCCGGAUCCCUACAUGGUAUCAACUUGCAAGCCAACCGAUGGCAGUGUGACUGCCGACUGCUGGACGUCCACACCUGGCUCAACAGUUUCAACGUCCCGCAACGGGAAGAACCCAAAUGCUCCGGACCACUCCGACUUGCUGGUCAAACCAUCAAGAGUGUCCGCCAGGAAGACCUCGCGUGUCUCCCGAUCAUCACACCCGAUUCCCUGUACCGGGAAAUCGCCGAAGGCCGUAACAUGACGCUGACCUGCACGGUUACCGCCAUUCCGGAGCCCAUCGUCUCGUGGUGGUUCCAGGGUCAGAUGCUCCAAAAUGACAGCAUGCUGGCCCCGAACCUGCAUCUGUACCACUACAAUGACAACGCUGGAGCCGCUGAGGAGAAACGCAGCGAACUGCUGAUCUUCAACGCCGGUCCAGACGAAAACGGGACGUUCUCCUGCAUCGCGGAGAACUCGGCGGGACGCGUUCAAGCCAACUAUACCCUGCACGUGAUAGUGAAGGAGGAACCCGUGGUGGAAGAGGUGACCUUCUCGCAGGAAUACUUUCUAGUGAUUGUCGGCGCUAGUGCCGCAACCGGGUUUCUACUGUUUCUCAUACUGUGCAUCAUCAUCUGUAGAUGUAGCCGGUCUAGCGGUAAGCGACGCUCCAAAAGUCGUGGAAAAUCAGGCUCCGACACCACUACCACAAGCCAAAAGUGUUCGUCCAUCACGAACGACAUCGGCGAACCGUUGACCUGUGCCAAGAUCAACGGGACGGUAUCAAUUGGGGAUAGCAACCAGCAGGACGUGGUUCUAUACCUCAGCACCGGCAAUAACCACGACAAAUCCGGCAUGAACAACCUAGCACUCGCCGGAGGCCAGGUCCAGUUCUGCAGUCCUCCGUCGGCACGUAGCUACCAGGAUCAGAACCCAGACCUGAUCAACGACGCCGAAAGUGGGAACAAAAUCCGACCCCGUCAGGAUCAUCUCGACUCAGACGUCGGCGAAAAAGACUCCGACGAGCAGAGCAGCGUCCAAGACGCGAGCAGUGAAGCCAGCUAUCAGCAAAACUACUUCCAGCAACCCACGAUGGCCGUUCGCCAGAUGGGUCCCCGCUUCUCCGCCCUCUCAACACUGCCACGUGGAGUCAACAAGGACAUGUAUCAACACCAGGUGGACAUCCACCUCAGCCCGGGAUGCUUCCUGGACCAAAACGGGUACCCGAUAGACCUCAACAUGAUGACCCAAGGCGGCGGACCGCCCGUCAACUACUUCCGAACGCUGCCGCACAACCGAGGCCAAAAGGGCCAACCCAACGCAAACAAGAUCCGCUACUCGAACGACGCCGAGUUCAUCACCCGGACGUCCCAAACCUACCAAUUCUACGGCGGUGGUGGUGGCGGCGGUCCCGGCGAUAUCCGAUACACAGCCGAAGGCUACCCACAGCCAAACAGUGACGGCUCCGCCACCAACCCAAGUCAAUUCCCUUCGCCCCCGGACGGCUACAAGGGUGAACCCCCAGCGCUAGCCUUCAUGAACCCGCAAGCCGGCGCCACCGCGACGUUCUGCGUCAACCCGGGUCCUGCCACGGCGUGGCCAGCGUUCCUACCCGCCGGCUAUCACCCCCAACUCAUCCAGCUCCAACCAACCCAGCCCGGUCAAGACUUCAACCGAUACUUACCUCCCCCCGCAGUGAUGGCGAGCCCCUCGAGCUCAACGGCACCCCCUCCGGUGCUGAAAAAAUGCGUCGGGGCCCAGACGACCGACGACGACACCAUUCCGGAGCAGCGCGAGGAAGAGGAGGAGGAAUCGGCGGCGACGGAGAACGGCAAGCUGAGGCACCUCACGGGACCGCUGGCGGACAGCCCGGACGAGGGAUACGUCGGCGACGGCCAGGAAUCGACGGACAUCUGACACAAGCUGAACAAACCGCCGAGCUUGGGCGGAGGGGGAGCGGCGGCGGCGAUGCAGCUGGACGCGGGUGAUGUUCCGUUAUAAAAGUGUGCCCGGGGGAACGGGAUGAGUGUGUGGGUAGUUUGAAUGCCAGGGGGGUGUGAGUGUGUACAGCAUCAGCGGUGUAGGUGUGAGGUAUAUUUUUUUAAAAACCCACGUAAAUGUUGGACGUUGAACACGGUGGGAUGCGGGAGGGAGGUGGAAUUAGGUGGCUGAGGUGGUGAUAGAUACAAAAAAUAAUUUCAAGCUGAUUAAAAAAAAGAAAGUUUUAAAAUAGUAUCAGAUACUUAAACAGAAAAAUAGUUGAAAUUUUGUUUUUUUGCCGCGGUAUUUUAAGAGUUUAAAUUUUUUCAUACAUGGUAAUUCUGCUUUUUUUGACAAUGGUUAUUUUUUUUUAAUUACGUAUUUUAGAAAAAGUACCAUU